Molecule: messenger RNA, 2073 nt
Organism: Symsagittifera roscoffensis
Lineage: Eukaryota; Metazoa; Xenacoelomorpha; Acoela; Convolutidae
Product: kelch domain-containing protein 8B-like
Exons: 7
Coding region: 206-1471 (421 amino acids)
Molecular function (GO): protein binding
Source: RefSeq, a predicted model, not a curated record
AUUUGACUGGGUGAUAACUUAAAUUGGAUGGAAGUUUCAGGUCGUGUUUGUUGUUGAUUUUGCUUGUGUUGAGUCUUAUCUGAGGUUGGUUGACCACACCGAACUUGACUUUGUUGAUUGAGAAAGCAGUGUAAAAAGAAGAUAAUAGACUAUACUUCUAGAAGGUGAAAUAAAAAGAAGAAGAUCGAGUUCAGUGCAGAAAAGUAUGGCCUCUAAGAAGGAUAAAAAAGACAAGAGUGGUCCAUUCAUCACUGGCUUCGGCAGUUGGAAAGCAGUGACCACUGCUCUUCACAAUAGACUACCCAGCAACAAAGAGUCCAUGGUGCCAGGAGUGGAACCCAUUCCAGACUGGGACCCCACUUCGGAGUCCAGUGGACCUCCUCCGGACACAAUCACCCCCCAGCAGUUGCAGGCUACGAUGGAACAUCUGGCCAAGAAGGACGAAGAGUUGGGCUGUCUUCCCCCAAGGGUGUACGGGUCCUUGCUGGAGUGCAACGACAAAGUCUACAUGUUAGGUGGAACAGACAUCACUGGACAGCCCCUGAACACUUUGUUCAUGUCCGAGGACCCCCUCUCAGAUUGGUACCAACUGCCCCCCUUCAAGGCGCCGAAGGCAGGCAUGUCCACGCACGUGGUAGAUGGGAAGAUCUUCAUCUUCGGGGGAUCAAACAUCAAACAGGCGGGCGACAACUCAGUAGAGAUAUUUGACACGCAGUCCCAAACUUGGACUCAGGGUAAAACAAUCCCUGGCGACACCUUCACCGGAGGUCGCACAGUGUUGCACAAUGGCCUUAUCUACCUCAUAGGGGGCAUCAGAGACGGGGUGAGUUCAUGUCUGAACACGAUCAUGAGCUACAACCCAGAGACAGACACGUGGAAGUUAGGAGGCUACCCGGAAAUGAAUUACUACAGAUACGCCGCUACUCUCGUGCUCAAAAACAACCUACUGUACAUAUCGGGCGGUCGUGAGGGCAAACUAGCCUGUGACGGCGUAGAGUGUUUCUCCUUCGACGACAACAAGAUCACGCAGCUGGCCACAUAUCCUUCUAAGAAAGUGUUUUACCAGGAGUUCAACAGACCCCAAGAUCAGGACUUUUACCUGUUCGGAGGCAUGGACUAUCCCUCGACUUCACCCAAUGCAGCCAGUGAGAUGUACAGGUACGACAUACGUGGCAAUGAGUGGGAACAGAUGCCAGACAUGCACAUGGGCAGGGCAGACAUGGGCGUGGCCUGUUUCAAGGACAAACUCAUGGCCAUAGGGGGUGUGACUGUGAAUGCGAGACAGCAGGUAGAACCCACCAAUCAGAUUGAAGUGUUCUCCCCCGAAGAGAGGAUCUGGUACAAGUUCAAAAACACCAUGCCAACGCCCAGGUUCUCACCGCAUGUGUUGGAGCACAAACACAAACUCUUCGUCUAUGGUGGGUUCGGGGGCAAGCCAACUGGGGCACUGGAAAAGCUAGAAGUACACUAGAAGGAGAGGAGCGGAAGCUAAACUACACAUAAGAGGAUUGAGCGAUCUGAACUAAGUGAAUUCGCUAGCAGUACCAUACGAGUUAAGACUAUGGGCUCUUGGAGUAAUUCAGUUUCAAAUAAAUUAAGCUACGUUAAGUCUUGCUUAAUGUUCAGUUGCUUCAGCAACACAAAUGGAGCUGCAUAACGAUGUCUAUGAUGCAAAUGAAAAUUAAUGGUCUGAAGUUGACUUUCUAUGUGUUUUACACGGAGGUUUAUGUUUACUGCAGCAAAAUUUCAGAACUGAACUUGUAGCCGAUUUUUGAAAAGUUUGUUGCAAAAAAAAACAGCUUCAAAAAAUUGAAUCCAUGAGCUCAUCUAGGUGCUUUUUUCUUUUCAAUUGCCUUCUAUUCAAUAUAGCUUCUCUAUUCAAUAUAGCUUCUUUUAUUUCUGUAUAAAUCUUCCUAAAAUGUCUAAUGAUACCAUUUUAAAAGCAUAAAUAAACAUUUUUUUUGUGAUGUGUUUGUAUUUUUUAAAUCUGAGUAACAAUCGCUUAAUGAAAGCUCUAUGAAAAUGUAUACAUUAUUUCUUCGUUUUUCCUUUUAAUUCAACAAAGUUUUGUAA